AACGUCAGUCUCCUUUCUCAUCGGCCAAUCAUGAUUCUGGAUAUUACUCUACUUCACUCGCUCGGCUUCCUCUUGCUCAGGUAAACGGGAUAAUUCAACUAAGCCCCGGGCCCAGUACUCCCUGCAGCGUUCGUCAUCAUGGAGGUGAAUGCCACAGCCGACAUUUUGGGCUCUGCCUACCUCGCGGUGGAGUUUGUGGAUGCAGCAUUACCAGACAACCCUCUACAGCCCUCUUUCAAGUAUGCUUGGACCUAUAUGAUGGACAACUACACUAAGUUCCAGAUUGCCACCUGGGGGUCGCUCAUCGUCCACGAGUUCAUCUACUUCUUUUUCUGCCUGCCUGGUUUCCUGUUCCAGUUCUUGCCCUUCAUGCAGAAGUAUAAGAUCCAACCGGAUAAACCCGAGACCUGGGAAAAGCAGUGGAAGUGUUUUAAGAUGUUGCUGUUUAACCACUUUUGUAUCCAGCUGCCCAUGAUCUGUGGAACGUAUCAUUUCACUGAAUACUUUGGCAUCCCCUAUGACUGGGACUCCAUGCCACGCUGGUCCUACAUGGUGGCUCAGUGUUUUGGAUGUGCAGUGGUUGAGGACGCUUGGCAUUACUUCCUCCACCGCCUCCUCCACCACCGUCGGAUCUACAAAUACAUCCACAAGGUCCACCACGAGUUCACGGCUCCGUUUGGCAUGCAGGCAGAGUACGCCCAUCCUCUGGAGACUGUCAUUCUGGGCUCAGGCUUCUUCAUCGGAAUCAUGAUCUUCUGUAACCACGUGCUCCUGCUAUGGGCCUGGGUCGCAGUCCGGCUUCUGGAAACCAUCGACGUGCACAGCGGGUAUGACAUCCCUCUGAACCCCCUCCACCUCAUUCCAUUUUAUGCUGGCACUCGUUUCCAUGACUUCCACCACAUGAACUUUGUGGGGAACUACGCCUCCACCUUCACCUGGUGGGACAAGCUGUUCAGUACUGACAACCAGUACAACAAACACCUGCAGAAACACGAGGGCAAGAAGAUGCAGUGAGACACACACACCUACCCACUGUACCUACCUACAUACACACACACACACACACCUACCCACUGUACCUACCUACAUACACACACACACACACAGACCUACCCACUGUACCUACCUACAUACAUACACACACACCUACCCACUGUAAAUACAUACAGACACACACACCCACCUACUGUACAUACAUACAGACACACACACCUACCUACUGUACCUACCUACAUACACACACACACACCUACCUACUGUACAUACAUACAGACACACACGUGGGAGACAAACAAACAUACAGUGACUAUAGUAGGUGCUUCGGUUUUUAAGGGUUCUUCUCUAAAUCAGUCUCAGUGCUUCUGAAGCACAAAGAUUAUCCUUGAAUCAGAGGCACAUACGUGCACACACACACACACACACACACACACUUUUACACAGCAAACACAAAAAGAGUUUCCUAUUGGGAAACCCGGACUGAGCAGUGGAUUGUAUUACCAGUGGGGGUCAGGGUCAGAGAGGACGUGUCUCUGAACUGACCUGUGUGCCUUUCCUGAAGAGACAAGUAUAUUUUGGGGGGUUACUGUAGCUGAAUAAAUGAGAACAGUAACAUUGUU
Molecule: messenger RNA, 1616 nt
Organism: Osmerus eperlanus (European smelt)
Lineage: Eukaryota; Metazoa; Chordata; Actinopteri; Osmeriformes; Osmeridae
Gene: msmo1
Product: methylsterol monooxygenase 1
Exons: 6
Coding region: 139-1014 (291 amino acids)
Biological process (GO): sterol biosynthetic process
Cellular component (GO): endoplasmic reticulum membrane
Molecular function (GO): iron ion binding; C-4 methylsterol oxidase activity
Source: RefSeq, a predicted model, not a curated record